AAUAAAUAAGUAUCAUAUGCGAUACAGUAAUUUCAUUCAUUCAGUGCAUUUUAGCAACGGAAACUAGAAUGAUCCGAACCACUGCAUGUCUGUGCCUGUUAAUAUUUUGCAUCUGUCUUUAUAUCGAACGGUAUGAUGGCGCCACAGUUUUCUACGAAUUUCACAUUCGGGAAAACACUGGCAAUCGUGAGGAAAAUGGCGAGUCCAAAGAUUCAUCAACGUCCAGUAAAAGUAAAUCCCGUGCGGAACCCGAAGUAAUCAUCACAGGGCACCACACUUCCUCCGUGACUUUGGAUGGCUGUGUGUACAAGACGGAUGCCACUUAUGUGGUGGACGACAAAGGCUACCAUGUCCAGCACAACUACAGCAUUGGGGACCUGGAGUCUGACACACGUCUAAGUCCAAAAGCACUCAAAACAACUGCCGGUUGAUGUCGGCUUCAAAAGUAUUAGCAUUACAACUAAUUAUUUAUUAUAAAUUGCACAACAGACACAGUCUGGAACUAGAACAAGUUGUCACAUAACACCUGGCUGACAAAUAAACUGUUCAAAGAAUGUCGUAAUUGAUACAAUGAAAUCUUGAGCACCCUU
Drosophila guanche is the source of this 590-nucleotide messenger RNA. RefSeq lists its product as uncharacterized. The coding region runs from base 69 to 431 and encodes 120 amino acids. Lineage: Eukaryota; Metazoa; Arthropoda; Insecta; Diptera; Drosophilidae. The transcript has 3 exons. The record is from RefSeq and is a predicted model, not a curated record.